This is a messenger RNA of Mangifera indica (mango), 2678 nucleotides long. Its product is annotated as probably inactive leucine-rich repeat receptor-like protein kinase At5g48380. Bases 610 to 2439 code for a protein of 609 amino acids. Gene Ontology annotation, biological process: protein phosphorylation. Gene Ontology annotation, molecular function: protein kinase activity; ATP binding; receptor serine/threonine kinase binding. The record is from RefSeq and is a predicted model, not a curated record. Lineage: Eukaryota; Viridiplantae; Streptophyta; Magnoliopsida; Sapindales; Anacardiaceae. The transcript is spliced from 2 exons.
GAUUAAAAUAUGUGGGUAACGUAAGCGAAGGGUCAAGUGGGAGAAGCUCGUCAACACGCAUAUCAAUCAAACGCCAUAACAGAAGGCAAGACUUUGGCUGCUCACAGGUCUCUUUUUAAGUCAACACAGUCAAUUCUGAAGAAUAAAACAAACGAAACAAAGAUACUGUUGUUGCUUGGCUUGCAGUGCCUGUUAAUUCAUUGCUUAUAUUUCGAUAAAUUUAAUAGAGUGUGUCUUUGGCUUGACUUGGAAAAGUGGAGUAUAAGCAGGAAAGUUUCAGUCUUUCUUUAGAUAUUUCCUGGAAGUUCUUGCUUUCACAUUAGAAUAAAUUAAACCCAUUUCCUCUUUGUGAAGAUAUAGUGGAGGCUCCCUAAAUUUCCUGUGACUUCUUGUGAUCUUGUUCUAAGGGUGUUUUUACCAAUUUUCUGAUCUGGGUAUGUCUCAAUUUUAUAUUUGCUUGUAGAAAUGAGAUACAGUGAGUUUUUGUUUAUAAUUUUUUAAAGAUUGAAUUUCAGUUGAUUUUAUGCUUUAAUUCUGUCGAAAGGUCUCCAUUGUUCUUUGUUUUGGGCUUUUGGAGGCUGAUUUUGAGGAUUUUUUUUUUGAAAUUAGAUGGCUUUUUGGAGGGUUUUGAUUGGGUUGGUGAUUUUGUUUACUUGCUGUUGUGUAAGUCAAGCCACUUUGACUGAUAUAGAGUGCUUGAAAUCCAUUAAGAAAUCUUUUCAAGACCCUUUGGGUUACUUGGCUUCUUCAUGGAAUUUCGAUAAUGUUUCAGAAGGUAACAUCUGCAAGUUUGCUGGUGUGGAGUGUUGGCACCCUGAUGAGAACAGAGUUCUCAAUAUCAAGCUUCCGGAUAUGGGUUUGAGAGGCCAAUUUCCUCUUGGCAUCAUAAAUUGCUCAAGCUUGACUGGCUUAGAUCUUUCCAACAACAAUUUAUCUGGGACUAUUCCUUCCGACAUCUCGGAUAGACUCAAUUUUGUGACAACCCUUGAUCUUUCCUCGAACAACUUUUCUGGGGAAAUCCCUUCCGGUUUAGCGAAAUGUACUUACUUGAAUGUGCUCAGGCUCAAUAACAAUAGGUUUAAUGGUACAAUUCCAUUGGAACUUGGCGGGCUUGACCGGCUCAAGGAAUUUAGUGUUGCCAACAAUCUAUUGACAGGUCCGGUUCCUUCCUUUCAAAAAAGUACUAUCACUGCUGAGGCCUAUGUCAACAAUCAGGGACUUUGCGGGAAGCUUUUGAGUGUCUGCCCUGGCACUCGGAAGAAGCCUCAUGUUGGUGUUAUUGUUGGGGCUGCCAUCGGUGGUAUAACUAUUACAGCUCUUAUCGUGGGGGUUAUUCUGUAUUACUUGUUACAUGGAGCAGUUAAGAAGAAAGAAGAUGAUCCUGAAGGUAAUAGAUGGGCGAAAAGCAUCAAAGGCACCAAGGGCAUCAAGGUUUCGAUGUUUAAGAAGACAGUUUCAAAAAUGAGGUUGAGUGAUCUUAUGGAGGCGACCGACAACUUCAGCAAUAAGAACAUCAUUGGAACUGGAAGAACAGGAACAAUGUAUCUUGGUUUGCUUCCUGAUGGAUGCUCCCUUAUGGUUAAGAGGUUGCAGGACUCUAGGCAUCUGGAGAAAGAAUUUGUGUCCGAGAUGAAAAUACUUGGCAGCAUUGAGUAUCGAAACUUGGUUCCCCUUCUGGGUUUCUGCAUGGCGAAGAAGGAAAGACUUCUGGUGUACAAGUUUAUGGAAAACGGGACACUUUACGACAAAAUACAUCCUGUGGAACCUGAUGUCAAAAGCCUGGAAUGGCCCUUGAGGCUCAAAGUUGCCAUUGGAGCAGCUAGAGGUUUGGCAUGGCUUCAUCAUAGCUGCAACCCCCGGAUAUUGCAUAGAAACAUAAGCUCUAAAUGCAUUCUGCUGGAUGGGGAGUUUGAACCCAAGUUAUCGGACUUUGGCCUUGCCAGGCUUAUGAAUCCAAUUGACACUCAUUUAAGCACUUUUGUCAAUGGGGAGUUUGGAGAUUUAGGUUAUGUAGCUCCUGAAUAUCCUCGGACACUGGUAGCUACCCCAAAGGGCGAUGUAUACAGUUUUGGAGUGGUUCUUCUGGAGUUGAUUACUGGUGAGAAACCAACCCAUUUGGCUAACGCUCCAGAUAACUUCAAGGGAAGUUUAGCAGAGUGGAUCGAACAUCUGUCCCAGAACUCUGCUCUGCAAGCUGCUUUUGACAAGUCCUUGGUGGGAAAUGGUUUUGACAGUGAACUCAACCAGUUUCUCAAAGUUGCUUGUAAAUGUGUGUUGCCAACUCCAAAGAAUAGACCUACCAUGUUUGAAGUGUACCAGCUUCUGAGAGCAAUUGGAGAGAAAUAUCAAUUCACAGCUGACAACGAAAUUAUGCUGCUACCUGAUUCCAAUGAUGCAGAAUUUCAAGAUGAGCUUAUUGUUGCACCAGAAGGAGUGUAGUUGCAGUCUUAAAGAGGUAAUUUUUAUACAUGGCAUGUAUUAUUUUUUGGCCUCAAGAGGGCCUUUUUGAAGAUUAGUGACCUUUGUGGUUGCAAUUAAUAUAAAAUUUUCUGCUGAUCAAGCAUCUUUAGAAGCCUGUUUAUGUUUACAUCAUCAAAUGUACAUAUACUAGACAUGAUUAUAUGUUGAUACAAUAUUAUUCUGGAUAUAUAUAAUAUUUAUUUAAGAAUUCCCCUUUA